AUAUAUACGAGCAAAUUGCAGUCUCUCACGUGGACGUUGGUCUCGUCCAUCGAGACUUCUACACAUCCCCUAAUUGCAAUUAUAUUUGCAGGUGAUGUAUUUCAAAGAUUGCGAGUAUUUGCUUGGUGACAACGAGAUCAUCCCUUAUUUUUGUUUGCGCGGAGAAAGUUGUUGCGAUUAUGGAUGCUGCAUCACCACAUUCAGGAAGAUGGCACAGUUCUGGUACUUCUGGUUGAUCCUGAUAUUCAUCUGCAUGGGCAGUUUAGCUUGCAUUCAUUACUAUCGCAAAUUACGAGAGGAUCGAGUCCUUUUGAGGCACGUGCACAAUCGGAGACAUCGCGAAUUGGCUAAUCGGAUUUUAGUUGAUGAAAGAUGCAUCUACCAUCUGCAAGACGUUCCCAAUCGAACCUUCCCCGUCCAAAUUCAUCACGAACCUUCUACGGAUGAUGUGGUGGCUCCUUUUCCUGGUGUUAGCGCACCUCCAGACUAUUACACCACCGUCGAGAAGGAUGCCGCUUUGUAUACUGAACCUCCACCAAAUUACAGCACGGUUUGCGGACGAUGUCUUCAAGACAACGACACCAAAUUGGAAGUCGAUAUACCUGGUGUCACGAAUACAGAUAAUUCAAAACCUGAAAAUUAA
Nicrophorus vespilloides is the source of this 643-nucleotide messenger RNA. RefSeq names its product WW domain-binding protein 1-like. Lineage: Eukaryota; Metazoa; Arthropoda; Insecta; Coleoptera; Silphidae. The record is from RefSeq and is a predicted model, not a curated record. Bases 95 to 643 code for a protein of 182 amino acids. The transcript is spliced from 2 exons.